Molecule: messenger RNA, 1230 nt
Organism: Camelina sativa (false flax)
Lineage: Eukaryota; Viridiplantae; Streptophyta; Magnoliopsida; Brassicales; Brassicaceae
Source: RefSeq, a predicted model, not a curated record
AUGACAACCUCUGGUAACAACUCUCCUUCCUCCGGUGAAGUUAUCUUCACUAACAACACAAACACUCUCUUCAACGUCAAUACUGCCAAUGUUACCAAGCUUCAUGACACAAACUACCUCAUGUGGAGUCUGCAGAUCCAUGCUUUAAUUGAUGGUUAUGAACUCUCCGGUUAUCUCGAUGGAUCUACCCCGCCACCACCUCCCACUGUUACGGUGAAUGACGCCACCAAACCGAAUCCUGACUUCACGUUUUGGAAACGUCAAGAUCGUCUUCUAUACAGCGCUCUCUUGGGUGCCAUGACGACCUCUGUUCAACCACUGGUGUCUCGCGCUACCACCACUGCCGACGCCUGGACGACACUUGCUGAUACAUUCGCCAAAGCUAGCCGCAGCCAUUUCAAACAGAUCAAAGACCAGAUCAAGGUCUGGACAAAAGGUAACAAAUUAAUUGACGAGUAUGUUCGUGGUCUAACUGUGCGCUUUGAUGAACUUGCUAUCCUUGGAAAACCAAUGGACCAUGAGGAUCAAAUCGAGAAGAUUCUUGCUGGCCUUCCCGAAGAAUACAAGCCCGUUGUUGACCAGAUCGAAAGCAAAGACUCUCCUCCCACCAUAACUGAAGUCCAUGAGCGCCUCCGCAAUCGUGAAGUCACACUCCGAUCUGCUGCCACAUCCACUGCCUUUCUGGUCUCUGCUAAUGUCGCUCAGUACCAACGCCGUAGUGACAACAACAACAACAACAACAAUUACAACUCUCGCAACAACAACCGUUCGUCGCAAUCCUCUUCCCGCUACAACAACAACAACAACUGGCAAGGUACCAACAACAAUAACAAUAACAAUCGCUCUUUCAGGCCGUAUCUUGGCAAGUGUCAGAUCUGUCACACCCAAGGUCACAGUGCUCGUCGCUGUCCACAACUCCACUCCAUUCAAUCAUCUGCUCCUCCUCGCUACAACAGCCCAUUUACUCCAUGGCAACCUCGCGCCAACAUGGUGGCUAAUAUGUCCUCUCCGGCUAUUUUGGACAGUGGUGCCACUCACCAUAUCACCUCUGAUCUAAACAAUCUCACCAUUCAACAACCAUACAAUGGUGGUGAUGAUCUCACCAUAGCUGAUGGCUCGACCAUGCCUAUCACUCACACUGGUUUAGCCCUUCUGCCUCUGAUGAAGGGAACCUCUUAUAGAGUGCUUGAGUCAUCAUGCCUUUGGAGAUGCCACACGUUCUGCCUCUGA